CUUAAUGCCUCAAACGUUUAAAUACCCGAUAUUUGAGCGAGUUUAAACUCUUGCUCGGUUAUUAAAGAGUUGGUAACUUUUUUCUUCAAUGGGUUGAAGAACGCGAAGUCGCUUUGGGAGGGAAAUAACGGUACGGGACGUUAGCUGAAUGUUAGCUAACCAGCAACAGGUUGGUUGGUUGGUCAGCUAGCUAACUGACAAAACACGGCUAUGGAGCGCGCGACUUUUUCAAAAUACUCGUGGAUUGAUUUUGUCUUCUCCGUGGUCGGGGUGUGCACCUUCCUGGUGGACCUGGGCUCGGACGUGUGGGUGGCCACCGAGUUUUACUGCCGCGGGGACCUGUUCUGGUUCGGGGUGCUGGUCGGCCUCAUGGUCCAGUCCUCGAUGGUGGUCCAGUUGUUCAGCUGGUUCUGGCUCAAGUAUGACCGAGAGCUGCCCGGGUUCAGCGCGCAGACCGGGGGAGGAACCGUGCUGUUCGGGGACAGAGUGAAGCUGUCCUGCCUGCUACAUGUGCUGCAGCUGGGCUUCCUCUGCAGGCACAUCUCCGCCAUACGACAAGGCUUCAGGGUUUGGUGGCGGAAAGAGGAAGGGUCAGAGUAUGCCGUUUACCUGACACACGACCUCAGCAUGCUGCGGCUCAUCGAAACGUUCUGUGAGAGUGCUCCUCAGCUCACGCUGAUGAUCUACGUCAUGUUGUACACAAACAAAGCCAGGACUGUUCAGUUUGUGAGCAUUGCCGCAUCAACCACUUCCAUAGCGUGGAUGGUGGUGGAUUACCACCGCUCCCUGCGCUCCUUCCUCCCAGACAAGGCCAAGCAGGGCUGGUGUUCCUCUUUAAUAUACUUCCUGUGGAACCUGCUGCUAAUCGCCCCACGUGUGGCCGCCCUUGCCCUCUUCGCUUCGGUCCUGUCUGGGUUUAUUGCUGCCCACUUUCUGAUGCUGUGGUUUGUGUUUGUGUUGUGGGCCUGGCGACAGGGGACAUACUUCAUGGACAGUGCCGGUGGGGAGUGGCUCUACCGGGCCACCGUUGGGCUCAUUUGGUACUUCAGCUGGUUUAACGUAGCGGAGGGUCAAACCAGAGGCAGGAGCAUCAUCUACCAUUCCUUCAUCACCACUGAUGGAGUUAUCCUGCUGGUGACCUGGUGGUGUUACAGGGACCCUGUCCAGACUGAGCCGUACGCCCUCGCUCUGAUAAUCACUCUACCUUUAAUCUACCUCCUGGGACUGUUUUUUAAAGCCCUCUACUACUGCUGCUUCCACCCGAAGCUGUGGAGGCCCCCGAUGAGGGACCCAGGGCUGCCCGAUGAUCUGCCCGAUGCAGAUGUGUCCUUAAGAAAUGUUUCCAUCCAGGACAGCACCCCAUCCUCCCAGCUCCUCAACAAACGGAUGGCCUGCCAUGCUGCUCACUUCUAUUUAGAGCAAGGAGUCAUUAGAAACACUGAUAGCACAUGUAGAGCGGAGUUAUCACGUCUGUGAUGUCCGACUUUUUUUGUGUCACAGCCAACUGUGUACUACUGAUAAAUGUUACCUUCUGUGGUUGUGGUAAUAUGCAGCAGUCGAUGUAGACUGUUUCCUGUUUGUGCUGCAGUUUCUUCUGCUGCUUAGUUGGGAUGCGAAUUGAUAAGAUUUUCUUGAUACCAAGAUUUUGCUUAUCAGCCUAAAUCUUUAUUGAUUUCCUUACAGAGUGCCCCGGGAGGGACGUUUUUCUUUAGGCCAGUGCUAAAGGUAGUGUCACCCUGGUUCCCUCUUCAAAAUCCUAUGGGAUUUUUCCAUUACAUUUUGGGUUAUGUUGGAAAAUAAGGUCUGUAGCAAAGAAACGUUUAUGAUACUUACACAUUUUGUUCAGCAAGAUAAU
Messenger RNA from Plectropomus leopardus (leopard coralgrouper), 1855 nucleotides. It is a transcript of the gene xkr8.3, whose product is annotated as XK related 8, tandem duplicate 3. NCBI's taxonomy places the organism in Eukaryota, Metazoa, Chordata, Actinopteri, Perciformes, Serranidae. Gene Ontology annotation, cellular component: plasma membrane. The record is from RefSeq and is a predicted model, not a curated record. Gene Ontology annotation, biological process: apoptotic process involved in development; phosphatidylserine exposure on apoptotic cell surface; engulfment of apoptotic cell.